This is a messenger RNA of Osmerus eperlanus (European smelt), 1292 nucleotides long. It is a transcript of the gene adat3, whose product is annotated as adenosine deaminase tRNA specific 3. The record is from RefSeq and is a predicted model, not a curated record. NCBI's taxonomy places the organism in Eukaryota, Metazoa, Chordata, Actinopteri, Osmeriformes, Osmeridae. The transcript is spliced from 2 exons. Gene Ontology annotation, molecular function: tRNA-specific adenosine-34 deaminase activity. The coding region runs from base 131 to 1177 and encodes 348 amino acids. Gene Ontology annotation, cellular component: nucleus; cytoplasm.
UAGAGGCAGACUGAUAGCUGAACGCACAGCUGUGAAACCAGUUAGUUUGGAAACCAGUCGGGACAUAACACCGGGACCACGUUAUUCGUCGCCAGUAAAGGAACCAAACUCAAAUCGGAGUCCCAAGAAAAUGGAGCCACAAUCAAAAAAGAAGAGAGAAUUUGAACGUGACAUUGAUUUAUGGGUUGCUUACCCAGUUCUAUCUGAGGAGCAGUCACAAGAUCCUGAACUGAUCGAGGCUUUUGCUGCUCCCAUACUUGACAAGAAAUACACAUCUAGUUUGAUAAAGGAGCUGUCUUCACUGUACCCUUUGCAAGGACUUCAGCAUAUUAAGAGAGUGCGGGCUAGUAAAAGCAGCUCUCACUCUCUAGAAGUCCUGUUAUGCCUUGUUGGCGAUGUAUCGGACAGUAGGAAGAAGAUGGACAUAUCAGCUUUGUUGCCAGCAGAAAGAUUUAGGUAUGAUUCUUUAGGGGACCCUUUCCUAGUCAGGGUACCAGUAUGUGCUCCUUUAACAAGAAAUCAGUUUGAGCAAGUUGGCAAGCAUUGGCCCACCUCCUUCCAUGAAGACAAACUGAUAACUUUGGCUCUGAAAGGACAGCUUUUCACAGAUGCACAGAAAAUAAGAAUGCAUGCACACAUGGUAGUUGCAGUUGCAGCUGCCAAAAUUGCACAGGAGAGUGGCAUGGAGGCUGUGGGGGCUGUACUGGUUGAUCGUGAGACAAAGAACAUCAUAGCAGUAGGUCACGACUGCCGAAGGAACAAUCACCCAUUUCAUCAUGCAGUCAUGGUCUGCAUUGAUCUUGUGGCUCGCAAGCAGGGAGGAGGGGCCUACAUCUAUGAAAAAUACCCUGCCUGCAAGUUUACACUCUCCAAUUCCUUACAUCUAUAUAAUGAAAUAUCGCCAACCUCCAUAAUCCAGCAAGAUGUGACCAGUGAAGAGAAGGGUGACCAGCAGUACAUAUGUACCGGAUAUGAUCUAUAUGUCACGCGAGAGCCCUGUCUUAUGUGUGCCAUGGCACUGGUUCAUUCCCGCAUAGGACGUGUCUUUUAUGGGACAACCUCUGCUGAUGGUGCACUUGGUACUAAAUACAAAAUCCAUACUCAAAAAGGUCUGAAUCAUUGUUUUGAGGUUUUUAAAGGAGUCAUGAGACAACACUGUGAGGAUUUAUGUACAUAAGUCUGUGUGCCACACCAAAAUAACUUCAGAGGUAUAACUGAAUGAUCAGGUUUUAAGACAUGCAUUGCUGGUAACCUAGACUACACAGUCAUUAAAUGUGAGACCAGUUUUACAA